AUGCAGUGUAUUUACAGGCAUGUUUUAAAAAAAAUUAAAACUUCCAAGCGAACCAUUACCACCAGCGUGCCUGAAAUACGAAUAUAUGAGGUUGGACCCAGAGAUGGGCUUCAAAAUGAAACGAAAUUUGUACCAACAGAAGUCAAAGUUGAGCUAAUACAUAAAUUGGCAUCUUCUGGCUUGAAAAAUAUUGAAUCAGCAAGUUUUGUUAGCCCAAAAUGGAUAAAACAGAUGAGUGAUGGUGUACAUGUUAUGACAAAUAUUAAAAAAAUACCAGAUGUAAAUUACCCUGUGCUAGUUCCUAAUUUAAAAGGAUAUGAAAUUGCUAAAAAAUGCAAUGUUGAAGAAAUAGCAAUUUUCCCAGCUGGGUCUGAGGCUUUCUCUCAAAAGAAUCUCAACUGUUCAGUCAAGGAAGGACUAGACAGAUUCAGGGCAGUAGCUGAACAGGCUGUGAAGGAUGGUGUUCGGGUCAGAGGCUAUGUCUCAUGUGUAGUAGGAUGCCCUUAUGAGGGUCCAAUCAGUCCUACUGCUAUAGCAAAGGUAACAGAAGAGGUUUUAUCCAUGGGAUGCUAUGAAGUGUCGUUAGGAGAUACCAUUGGUGUGGGAACAGCAGGGUCAGUCCGGCGACUCAUGAAAGAGGUCCUUCAGGUUGCGAAACCCGAAAACCUGGCUCUCCACUUUCAUGAUACCUAUGGGCAGGGCCUAUCAAAUUUACUAGCAGGACUUGAGUUUGGCAUCAAAACUGUGGAUUCAUCGGUCUCAGGUUUGGGUGGAUGUCCGUACGCCCGGGGAGCCAGUGGUAACCUUGCAACUGAAGAUCUAGUCUACUUCUUAUACGGUUUAGGGGUCAAUACGAAUGUCGACCUUGUGAAAUUGGUCGAAGCUGGCCGAUAUAUUUCUAACUUCCUUGCAAAGCCUACAGAAUCAAAAGUCAAUCGAGCUUUAGGAGACCGAUUCAGUAAUCAUUUGGAUAUCGUCAAAAUUGCUUCUUGUAAAACAUAA
Molecule: messenger RNA, 1002 nt
Organism: Pieris macdunnoughi
Lineage: Eukaryota; Metazoa; Arthropoda; Insecta; Lepidoptera; Pieridae
Source: the annotation of a GenBank genome assembly